Messenger RNA from Ilex paraguariensis (yerba mate), 3821 nucleotides. The record is from the annotation of a GenBank genome assembly. NCBI's taxonomy places the organism in Eukaryota, Viridiplantae, Streptophyta, Magnoliopsida, Aquifoliales, Aquifoliaceae.
CUUUCUUCAAUCAUUCUCUGCUCUCUUUUCACUCCUUUUUACUCCAAUUACCUUUCCCUCUCUAACUCUCUCUCUAGAAAUCAUUAUUUUAUGUGUUGUUUGUAUUAUAUGGGUGUGUGUAAUUGAGAGAGACAAUUCUCCAUUUUCACGCCUCUGGGUCGAUUUCUCUCUCUACUUUCUCUCUCUUCUGAUCAUGGUCCAAUUUGCAAUAGAUUAACUUCUGUGAUUGAGUAAUCUUUGUGUUUGAUGUUCAGAUACAUCCACAGUGGCCUCUUCUAAGCAUUCCUGAGUUUUGACUUUAUUUUCAGGUUUCCUAACUUUGGAGGCAAAGUUGAUGCAAUGCAGAAGUCUUCAGACCAUUCCUCUUCAGGUCUUUCAAAAAUUCCAUCAAUAGGUGUCUCUAAGGAAGUAAGGGGUGGAGCAUGGGGACUCUUAUCUGGAUCUAAUGCUUUUCAUUCCUCAACUGAUGCUACUCUUUUUUCAAGCUCGUUACCUCUUCUUCCCCACGAAAAAUUGAAUAUGAAUGAUACUGGGGAUGGCUGUCAAUGUGUUGAUAAGGUCUCUUCCGGCUUGAAUAAACUCCAUGCAGAUGUAGAGGGCAAUGAAUUGCUUGAAGAUAUUGCAAAUCAUGCAAUUGGAAGCCUGCUUCCUGAUGACGAGGAUGAGCUCUUGGCUGGCAUAGUGGAUGGUUUUGACAUAAGUGGGUUGCCUAAUCGCUUGGAUGACUUGGAAGAUUAUGAUCUUUUUGGCAGUAUAGGAGGUUUGGAAUUGGAGUCUGAUCCGCUGGAGAGCCUGAGUGUAGGUAUGUCAAAGGUAAGUCUAUCUGAUGGUGUGGUUGCCAGUGGGGUGGCCCAUUACAAUCUUCCAAAUGGUGUGGGAACUGUUGCUGGAGAACAUCCACUUGGAGAGCAUCCUUCCAGAACCUUAUUUGUCCGCAACAUCAAUAGCAAUGUUGAAGAUUCAGAGCUGAGGACUCUAUUUGAGCAAUAUGGUGAUAUCAGAACCCUGUACACUGCCUGUAAACAUAGGGGCUUUGUGAUGAUAUCUUACUACGAUAUUCGCGCUGCGCGAACUGCCAUGCGGGCAUUGCAAAACAAGCCUCUACGGCGGAGGAAGCUGGAUAUACACUUCUCAAUUCCGAAGGAUAAUCCAUCAGACAAGGAUAUCAAUCAAGGAACUUUGGUAGUUUUUAAUUUGGAUCCAUCAGUUUCAAAUGAUGACCUCCGGCAAAUAUUUGGGGCUUAUGGUGAGGUCAAAGAGAUCAGGGAAACGCCACACAAGAGACACCAUAAGUUUAUUGAAUAUUAUGAUGUUAGAGCCGCAGAAGCAGCACUUAGGUCCUUAAAUAGGAGUGAUAUUGCCGGGAAGCGCAUAAAGCUCGAACCUAGCCGCCCUGGAGGAGCACGUCGAAACAUAAUGUUUCAAAUGAAUCAAGAGCUUGAACUAGAUGAAUCUUGGAGUUUUCGACACCAAACAGGUUCCUCAAUAGCCAACUCUCCUCCAGGUAACUGGCCACAGUUUGGCAGCCCUAUAGAACAUAGUAAAUCGCCUGGUUUCAGGUCUAUGAGCCCAACAAUUAGCAAUAAUUUACCUGGAUUAGCUUCAAUUUUGCAUCCUCAAGUAUCAAACUCGUUGAAGGUUGCACCAAUUGGCAAGGACAGAAGGGAUAGUAAUGUGGAACAUAUAUUCACCAAUGGAAUCUCAAACCCUGGAGCUGCAUUUCAACAGUCUCACUCAUUUCCAGAGCCUAAAUUGACACACUAUUCUGGAACCAUGUCUUCUUUUGGUGCUUCCAGCUCAGAAGGAUUUGGCAUGGAAACAUUGUCUGGACCACAGUUUCUUUGGGGAAGUUCUAAUUUAUACCCAGAGCAAACUAGCUCAUCUGCUUGGCGAACACAACCUGUAGGGCAUCUGCAUCCAUUUACAUCCGGUGGGCAGAGCCAUGGUUUCCCGUACUCCGAUCGCCAUGGAUCUUUCCUUAGUUCAUCUCACCACCCUCACCAUCAUGUUGGAUCUGCUCCAUCUGGUGUUCCUGUCAAGAGGUAUUUUGGUUUUUAUCAGGAGUCUCCGGAAACAUCAUUCAUGAGUCCUGCUGCUUUUGGAAGCAUGGGUAUAAGUCAGAAUGACAGGAGUUUUAUGGUGAAUAUGGGUGCUCGUGGUGCUGUAAAUACUGGCAUUGCUGUUUCAGGGAACAUGUCAGAAAAUAGUUCUCCUGCUUUCAGCAUGAUGUCUUCUCCAAGACUUAGUCCUAUGUUCCUAGGUGGCCAAUUGCCAGGACUUGCAUUAACCAGCAUGGAGGGUUUAAUUGAACGUGGGCGAAGCCGACGUUUUGAGAGCAAUGGGAACCAGAUAGAUAGCAAGAAACAGUUUCAGCUGGAUUUGGAAAAGAUUAAAAGUGGGGAAGAUACUCGGACCACUUUAAUGAUAAAAAAUAUCCCAAAUAAGUACACCUCAAAGAUGUUGCUGGCAGCCAUCGAUGAAAACCACAGGGGUACUUAUGAUUUUCUCUACCUGCCCAUUGAUUUUAAGGUAAUAUUGUUUUGAGUAAUUUUUUUUUGGGUAUAUAAUUUUGUUACAGUGUUUGUUGUGAAGUUAAUGCUAUUUUCUCGAGUUCACAGAAACUGACAUUGAUUCUUGCAUCAAAUGCAGAACAAAUGCAAUGUGGGCUAUGCGUUUAUCAACAUGUUGUCUCCUUCACACAUUAUCCCAUUUUAUGAGGUUUUAAAUUCCACCCUUUGUUUAGAAACGAAGAGUGGAGUGCUUCAUUCUUUUAAGUUUUCUCCUUCCUGAUAUAUCUCAUUGUCAGUUUUUAAAUUGUUGGAAUCUCCGAUUUUUUGUUUCUUCUUUCUCUGAUUCCUCUUAUUCUUUCUUUUUUUUUUUUUAAAUAGAGAAUUAUCCCAAAUUACGAUUUAUUGAUACAUAUUGUUAUGAUCAAUACAUUUUCCCCAUUUUGUGCAGGCAUUUAAUGGUAAGAAGUGGGAGAAGUUCAAUAGUGAGAAAGUUGCUUCUUUGGCUUAUGCUCGAAUCCAAGGAAAGGCGGCCCUUGUUACCCACUUCCAGAAUUCGAGUUUGAUGAAUGAAGAUAAGCGCUGCCGCCCUAUUCUCUUUCACUCUGAAGCCUCAGAGGCUGGUGAUCAGAUUAUCCAGGAACAUCUUCCAUCCAAUAGUUUGAACGUCCAAGUUUGCCGAUCAGAUGUGUCAGAGCCGGGGGAUUCUCCAGGAAGCCCUACAAAAGAUGCUUUGGCUGAGAAGCCAGAGAAGAGCUAACAGUGGCGUGACAGCAAAUUAGCCACAGGCCAAAUUGGUGGUUGCUGUGGGUGCUAACUGUACGUAUAUAUGUGUGUAUAAAAUUAGGAGAUGGACCAUUGGUGCCAGGCAGAUUUUGUGUCGUGGUUUUGCGUUCUGCUAGAAAGUUUUUAAGCAGCAGCAGGAGCAUUUUGAGAGGAUCAAUGUCUUGACAGAUGUGGAGAAGGGUUAUUAGCCUCUAAGGUGAAAGCAUACUGGUGAAGAUCAUCAAUAGGUGCAUGAAACCUUCUCUUCUUGCUAUAUAAUUUGAAGUCCUUUUGAUUUGUUUGUGAAUUGAGGUUGGACAAUUCUAUAUUCGGAAAUGGUGUUUGUAACUUGUAAGUAUAUGGUUAUGAGUAAAAUGUCUUGAAGGUUGAAAUUUUUGGAUUGGUGAUUUCAUGGGGGGGGCUGUUUAAGAAUUGUAUAGUGGGAAGACAAGACUAGCUUCUUGGUAAAUCUUCUUGACAUCAAUGACAAAUGUGUAUUUUUGAGAAAUGAUAUUGUUGGGUCUUUGCAUAUGUUCCAAGUCUAUAUAU